Messenger RNA from Cladocopium goreaui, 981 nucleotides. Lineage: Eukaryota; Dinophyceae; Suessiales; Symbiodiniaceae. The record is from the annotation of a GenBank genome assembly.
AUGACAGGUCCUGCAAGCGAUGGCCUGGAUGAUGUUGCGGGGCGCGAUCUGCUACUGGGAGUGCGCCGGGAAGGAGAUCCCGGAUACGAUGAAGCCUGGCACAGACGCUUUGCGGUCCUGCGGAUGGCUGCCAUUGAAAGCUAUGUGGCGCAGUCGGAUUCCUGGCGCUACACGCCCAGCUUGAAGCGUUACCGCGAGGUGCCCAAGGUGCAGAGGCUGCCUGUCGCCAAGGCCUUCACCGAGCGCAUCGGCCGCGAAGUCCGAUCCUCGAAGCCCGUGAUUUGCAUCGAGAGGCCUUACUUGGAAGGUUUUGUGGAAGGAUGGUGUGAGGUCUCCACACCUUUCCCCUUUGUUCUGCUUGUGGUGAAUGGUGGUGAUGCCCCAUUGACGGAAGAGCUGCAAAGUCAGAUUCUUCUGUUGGAUGGCUUGCGAGGAUGUUAUGCCAACAACCUGCACAAUACAAGGUAUCCGCAUAUUUUUCAUCCUCUACCACUAGGUUUGACCUCCGAAAAUGUCCUGGACGACGUGCGGAUGAAAGCAGCUCCAUGGCACGAGCGCGAUCGACGUUUGUUGGUCACCCCCAUGAGGUUGCACAACCGCGUCAGGAAGCGCUACCUGGAAGUCUUGUCGGCCCCCGAGUAUGGCGAUGUGGUGAGGGUCAUUACCGAGCCAGUGGCCUAUGAGAAGUUCCUGGAGCUGGUCAGUCAACAUCAGAGUGCUUUAUCGCCGCCUGGACGGGGCUACGACUGCGGCCGUAGCUGGCAGGUUCUGGCGCUGGGAAGCGUCCCGCUGGUGAUGCGAGAUGAGAAAUUCGACCAGCGCUUGCACAUAGGUGCUGGACCAGAAUUUAUUCCCAGCCCAGAGGAUUUGUCGCUGGAACUGCUGGUGCAAAUCCUGUCGGAGUUGAGGGAUCCAUCAGAGCACCUGGAGAAGCUGAAGAUUGAUCAUUGGAAGGAUCGAUGGAAAUCCUGCUUUGAAUAA